Pelobates cultripes (western spadefoot toad) is the source of this 23378-nucleotide messenger RNA. Lineage: Eukaryota; Metazoa; Chordata; Amphibia; Anura; Pelobatidae. The record is from the annotation of a GenBank genome assembly.
UGUGGCUGUGGAGGGGCGUGGUUUGUGCUGUUAGUGUUAUGGUGAGGGGCGUGGCCGGGGCCCGAGCUGGCUUUGUCCUGUGCGGCGGGUGUUCGGGUUAGCGGAGCGGCUGGAGCCAUGUCUUUCAUCCCGGGACAGCCGGUCACCGCGGUGGUGGUGAGCUGGGGAAUGGGUUAUAGCUGGGGGAGGGGGGUACACUGAGUGACCGAACCUUCAACCACCACCCAAACUUUACCAGUAACCUCACCGGGAACAUCCACACUGCAUCCCCACUGCUACCAACACCCUACACUGCCACCACCAUCCCCACUGCCAACACCCAAACUUUACCAGUAACCUCACCGGGGACAUCCACACUGCCACCACCAUCCACACUGCCACCAACACUGCCACCACCCAAACUUUACCAGUAACCUCACCGGGAACAUCCACACUGCCACCACCAUCCCCCACUGCCACCAACACUGCCACCAACACUGCCAACACCCAAACUUUACCAGUAACCUCACCGGGAAUAUCCACACUGCCACCACCAUCCCCCACUGCCACCAACACUGCCACCAACACUGCCAACACCCAAACUUUACCAGUAACCUCACCGGGGACAUCCACACUGCCACCACCAUCCACACUGCCACCAACACUGCCACCAACACUGCCACCACCCAAACUUUACCAGUAACCUCACCGGGAACAUCCACACUGCCACCACCAUCCCCCACUGCCACCAACACUGCCACCACCCCCACUGCCACCACCCAAACUUUACCAGUAACCUCACCGGGAACAUCCACACUGCCACCACCAUCCCCCACUGCCACCAACACUGCCACCACCCCCACUGCCACAAACACUGCCACCACCCAAACUUUACCAGUAACCUCACCGGGAACAUCCACACUGCCACCACCAUCCACACUGCCACCACCCAAACUUUACCAGUAACCUCACCCAGGGACACAUCCACACUGCCACCACCAUCCACACUGCCACCAACACUGCUACCCACCCCACUGCUACAAACACUGCCACCACCCAAACUUCUUACCAGUAACCUCACUGGAACAUCCACACUGCCACCACCAUCCCCCACUGCCACCAACACUGCCACCACCACCCCCACUGCUACAAACACUGCCAAGCACCACCCAAACUUUACCAGUAACCUCACCGGGAACAUCCACACUGCCACCACACCUAUCCCCCCACUGCCACCACCCCCACUGCCACCACCCAAACUUUUACCAGUAACCUCACCGGGAACAUCAACACUGCCCCCCCACUGCCACAAACACUGCCACCAAUUUCACUGCUACAACACUCAAGCACCCAGCCCCACUGCCACAAACACUGCCACCACCCAAAUCCUGUACUCAGUAACCUCAGCACUGGAACAUCCACACUGCUACCACCAUCCACACCAAGGCCACCACCCAAACUUUUACGGGUAACCUCACCAGGACAUCCACACUGCCACCACCAUCCACACUGCCACCACCCAAACCCCACCAGUAACCUCACCAGGGACAUCCACACUGCCACCACCAUCCACACUGCCACCACCCAAACUUUACCAGUAACCUCACCGGGGACAUCCACACUGCCACCACCAUCCACACUGCCACCACCCAAACUUUACCAGUAACCUCACCAGGGACAUCCACACUGCCACCACCAUCCCCCACUGCCACCAACACUGCCACCACCCCCACUGCCACAAACACUGCCACCACCCAAACUUUACCAGUAACCUCACCGGGGACAUACACACUGCAUCCCCACUGCUACCAACACCCUACCCUGCCACCACCAUCCCCACUGCCACCACCACCAUCCCCACUGCCAACACCCAAACUUUACCAGUAACCUCACCGGGGACAUCCACCCUGCCACCACUGCUACCAACACUGCCAACAUCCUACACUGCCACCACCAUCCCCACUGCCAACACCCAAACUUUACCAGUAACCUCACCAGGAACAUCCACCCUGCCACCACUGCUACCAACACUGCCAAUAUCCUACACUGACACCACCCCCACUGCCACCACCACCAUCCACACUGCCAACACCCAAACUUUACCAGUAACCUCACCGGGGACAUCCACCCUGCCACCACUGCUACCAACACUGCCAACAUCCUACACUGCCACCACCAUCCCCACUGCCAACACCCAAACUUUACCAGUAACCUCACCGGGAACAUCCACCCUGCCACCACUGCUACCAACACUGCCAACAUCCUACACUGCCACCACCCACACUGCCACCACCAUCCCCACUGCCAACACCCAAACUUUACCAGUAACCUCACCGGGGAUAUCCACACUGCAUCUCCACCAACAUCCCCACUGCCACCAACACUGCCACCACCCCCACUGCCACAAACACUGCCUCCACCCAAACUUUACCAGUAACCUCGCCGGGGACAUCCACACUGCAUCCCCACUGCUACCAACACCCUACACUGCCACCACCAUCCCCACUGCCACCACCACCAUCCCCACUGCCAACACCCAAACUUUACCAGUAACCUCACCGGGGACAUCCACCCUGCCACCACUGCUACCAACACUGCCAACAUCCUAUACUGCCACCACCAUCCCCACUGCCAACACCCAAACUUUACCAGUAACCUCACCGGGAACAUCCACCCUGCCACCACUGCUACCAACACUGCCAACAUCCUACACUGCCACCACCAUCCCCACUGCCACCACCCAAACUUUACCAGUAACCUCACCGGGGACAUCCACCCUGCCACCACUGCUACCAACACUGCCAACAUCCUAUACUGCCACCACCAUCCCCACUGCCAACACCCAAACUUUACCAGUAACCUCACCGGGAACAUCCACCCUGCCACCACUGCUACCAACACUGCCAACAUCCUACACUGCCACCACCCACACUGCCACCACCAUCCCCACUGCCAACACCCAAACUUUACCAGUAAUCUCACCGGGGAUAUCCACACUGCAUCUCCACCAACAUCCCCACUGCUAACACUGCCACCACCACCACCAUCCACACUGCCACCACCCAAACUUUACCAGUAACCUCACCGGUAACAUCCUACACUGCCAACAUCCUACACUGCCACCACCCCCACUGCCACCACCCAAACUUUACCAGUAACCUCACCGGGGAUAUCCACACUGCAUCUCCACCAACAUCCCCACUGCCACCACCACCACCAUCCACACUGCCACCACCCAAACUUUACCAGUAACCUCACAGGGAACAUCCACACUGCCAACAUCCUACACUGCCACCACCCCCACUGCCACCACAAACUUUACUAGUAACCCUCACCGGGAUAUCCAAUGCAUCUCCAAACACACCCCACUGCCACCACCCCACCACCACCACCAUCCACACUGCCACCACCCAAACUUUACCAGUAACCUCACCGGGGACAUCCACACUUCCACCACCAUCCCCAUUGCCACCACCACCACCAUCCCCACUGCCACCACCACCAUCCUGCAUCCCCACUAUCAUCCUGCACCCCCACUGCCACCACCCAAACUUUACCAGUAACCUCACCAGGGACAUCCACCCUGCCACCACCAUCCCCACUGCCACCACCAUCCUGCAUCUACACUGCCACCAUCCCCACUGCUACCAACAUCCCCACUGCCACCAUCCAAACUUUACCAGUAACCUCACCGGGGACAUCCACACUGCCAACACCAUCCCCACUGCCACCACCCAAACUUUACUAGUAACCUCACGGGGGACAUCCACACUGCCAACACCAUCCCCACUGCCACCACCCAAACUUUACUAGUAACCUCACCGGGGACAUCCACACUGCCAACACCAUCCCCACUGCCACCACCCAAACUUUACUAGUAACCUCACCAGGGACAUCCACACUGCCAACACCAUCCCCACUGCCACCCCCACUGCCACCACCCAAACUUGACUAGUAACCUCACCGGGGACAUCCACACUGCCACCACCACCCACACUGCCACCACCAUUCACACUGCCACCACCCAAACUUUACAAGUAACCUCACCGGGGACAUCCCCACUGCCACCAACACUGCUGCCACCCCCACUGCCAACACUGCCACCACCACUGCCAACACCCCCACUGCCACCACACAAACUUUACCAGUAACCUCACCGGGGACAUCCCCACUGCCAACACCAACAUCCUGCAUCCCCACUGCCACCACCACCUAAACUUUACCAGUAACCUCACCGGGGACAUCCACCCUGCAUCUCCACCACCAUCCCCACGGCCAACACUGCCACCAUCAUCCCCACUGCCACCACCAACAUCCACACUGCCACCACCACCACCAUCCACACUGCCACCACCCAAACUUUACCAGUAACCUCACCGGGGACAUCCCCACUGCCACCACCACUGCCACCACACAAACUUUACCAGUAACCUCACCGGGGACAUCCCCCCUGCCAACAUCCUGCAUCCCCACUGCCAACAUCCCCACUGCCACCACCACCCAAACUUUACCAGUAACCUCACCAGGGACAUCCACACUGCCACCACCAUCCCCACUGCCACCACCCAAACUUUACCAGUAACCUCACCGGGGACAUCCACCCUGCAUCUCCACCACCAUCCCCACUGCCAACACUGCCACCAUCAUCCCCACUGCCACCACCACCACCCCCACUGUCACCACCAUCCACACUGCCACCACCCAAACUUUACCAGUAACCUCACCGGGAACAUCCACCCUGCAUCUCCACCACCCCCACUGCCAACACUGCCACCACCAUCCCCACUGCCACCACCCAAACUUUACCAGUAACCUCACCGGGGACAUCCACCCUGCAUCUCCACCACCAUCCCCACUGCCAACACUGCCACCAUCAUCCCCACUGCCACCACCAACAUCCACACUGACACCAACACUGCCACCACCACCACCCCCACUGUCACCACCAUCCACACUGCCACCACCCAAACUUUACCAGUAACCUCACCGGGAACAUCCACCCUGCAUCUCCACCACCCCCACUGCCAACACUGCCACCACCAUCCCCACUGCCACCACACAAACUUUACCAAUAACCUCACCGGGAACAUCCACCCUUCCACCAACACUGCCACCACCAUCCCCACUGCCACCACCCCCACUGCCACCACCAUCCCCACUGCCAACACUGCCACCACCCAAACUUUACCACUAACCUCACCGGGGACAUCCACCCUGCAUCUCCACCACCAUCCACACUGCCAUUACCCAAACUUUACCAGUAACCUCACCGGGGACAUCCACACUGCCACCACAAAAACUUUACCAGUAACCUCACCGGGGACAUCCACACUGCCACCAACACUGCAACCACCCCCACUGCCACCACCCAAACUUUACCAGUAACCUCACCAGGGACAUCCACACUGCCACCAGCACUGCCACCACCCAAACUUUACCAGUAACCUCACCGGGGACAUCCACCCUGCAUCUCCACCACCACCCCCACUGCCAACACCCCCACUGCCACCACCCAAACUUUACCAGUAACCUCACCGGGAACAUCCACACUGCCAACACCAACAUCCUGCAUCCACACUGCCACCACCACCCCCACUGCCACCACCCAAUCUUUACCAGUAACCUCACCGGGGACAUCCACACUAUCCCCACUGCCACCAACAUCCCCACUGCCACCCCCACCCCCAACAUCCCCACUGCCGCCGCCCCCACUGCCGCCACCCCCAUCCAUCCCCACUGGCACUACCAUCCCCACUGGCAACACUAUCCCGUAUCACCACCACUAUCCCCACUGCUAGCUCUAAGUAAUACUGCACCCAUCUUAUAGCUAAACAGCCUCCUAUGUCGAUCCCCCUCCUCCCACCUAUCUCCUGUAACUACACAGUAAGCUCCCUGCACAUCUUCCCUAUAUCACUACACAGACCUUAAAAUAAUACACAGCCCCCUAUAUAACUACACAGUGAGCGCCUUUGCAGAGUCUCCCUGUGCAACUACAGUUAGCCCCCCUAUAUAACUACACAGUGAGCCGCCUCACUAUGACACUCAAUCCAUACCGUUAUAUAUAUACACACACACACUCUCUCUCAAACAAACUCCACACCUGUCCUCUGUACCCCCAUAUCCACUCCAAACCUUUCAUUUAUACCCCCGAACCACUCCACAUCUGCCAUCUGAUACCUCAAACCCACUUCACACCUGCUGUCUACACCCCUAAUCAAUCCACACCUGUCAAUUAUCUAUACACCUGGGACCCAAUCCACACCCGUCAUCUGUACUGACUCCAUCCACUCCACACCCACCAUCUUUAAACACACAGAUCCACUCUGAACCUGAUAUCUUAAUUCUAACCCCUCCACCCCCCAAUCGGAACCCCCCUUAGACACACUUAUCACCUGGCAUCGGAACUGUUAGACCCACUCCACACCUGCUGUGUCCACCUGACUCCUGAGAGAGUAGUUUUAAAACAUCUGGAAUGCUAGUUGGCCAUUACUUGUGUAACAUAACCAGGUUCUAUAGAUUCAGUCUGUCAACCAGGCCAGUGGCUUGUGAGGUCUUGAAAUAUUUGCUGAACUGCCUGGGGAAAACUAGUAUUUUACUUAAGAAUGUCCUCAAAGAUAUUGCAUUUGAAUUUUUUUAUUUUUUUUACUGCUGGGUGUUCUUACUGAGCAUGUUCUGCAAAUCUCUAAAAUAAUCAUUUCAAGAUACGUGUUCUUUAGUACAAUAGAUAAUUGUUAUUCAUUAUAAUUUUCAUGCUAUGCUCGUAGAUCAGUCAAAUCAUUCGUAUUCUGACACCUUACUUCUAAUGUACUUUAUUGUGUAUUUUACCUGUGGAGUUUCCUAUAAUGAAUGGCAGUUAAGUGAACCUGGUUCAUGUGUAUUAUUCACUUGGCUGCUGUCAUGCUGUGUAAAUCUUUUCUUAGGCCUCUACUUAUACAGAUGUUGUUUCACUGUGCAAUGUGUCAUAUUCCGAUGAUAUGCAGCGGCGUGACGGUCUAUAUUCGGGGUCGUUGUGUAUUUUAUAAAAAAAAAAACCCUGGUUGUGAUUUUGCCAUUUGAGGUGCAUUGACAUGGGGUUGAGUCCCCUGCAAAUGUUUUCAACUGCAGCUUCGGCAUCGUCUUCCUCUGUCUGUAGCCUAUGUCAGUGCGGCACUCUCGAUGACUGUGGGAAUUGAAAGUACUUGGCAACUGAAGCUCUGCCUUUUUUAAAAAUGUUAUCAACUUGAAGCUUUAUCAGAAGACAAAGUAGUCCCCACUUGAUCUCGUGAUGUCUUUUGACUGAGUGGAAAUUUCAAGUUCCAAAGCAGACUUUUUGAGCACUUCAUAAAAAAAUUGUAUCCUAAUUAAAUGUUCAAAAGAACAAAUUAUGACAGAGCUAAUUGAACAUUUAAAAAAUUUUUUAAAGGGAUCUAGAUGACGUUAAGACACUAGCUCAGUGACCCAUUCUUCAACUGUAAAAUGAACUCUGUACCCAUUUUUCAAGUGCCACGUGUUUUUUAUGAUAGUAAUUUUGCAAAACACGUUGUAGUAAGACUUUUGUCAAUGCCAUAGGGGGUCUCCAUUGGCUGCUGUAGUGACAUUCACUUCCUGCAACUUAUUAUGAGCACUUAUGUGGGGCAUGAUGAAUGAUUUGCUCCAACAAUUUGAGGACCUAAUUAAAUAGCAUGGGCGUCUGUAUUUGGGUGCUUACCCAAGAGAGAAGCCAAUACUGUUCCGCCAAUGCUACUCACGCUUUUGGAAUCAGCUUUUUUUUAGUUUGUGCAGUUAUGUUUGUGCUGUACACAUGUCAGGCGAUCAAAGGUUCGCACUACAGGCUGCCCUUCCCUUUUCAUAUUGGUGUAAUGUUUAAGGAAGGCUUACUAAUCUGAGCGCACCUUUGUGUGUAUAUGAUUUUAUCUACAGAUAGAAAAUGGCUAUAGUAAAGAGCAGACAUGUAGCUUUUAAAGGGAAACUGACAAAGGAAAAUGUUUACUCUCUCCAGUUAGGAACUAUUAAAGGUCUGUUUCAAGGGUCAGCAACCUAUGGCACUUGAGGUGUCUUUGCACGGCACUUAAGGGUGCCAGAACCAAACUCUGGCCUACUAGGAGUCCCGGUGGGACUUCAGAUAUCUGCCAAUUCAAACUAAGCAGUGAUUGCAGAGGUUGAGGGGCAAUCCUCAAUUUAUAUAUUGCAUCACUUGGAGGAAGUGAUCUCAGAAAACCUGUGAAUGGGAAGAUAAACUGGAGUAGAGCAGCCUGCAGCAACUAUCACUGCUCCUGGCCUGCCCGGUCCCCACUGGGAAGCCAACCACACUGCUAGAUAUACAGAGAGCUGCAGAAUAAGCCUCCCCCUCAUAUAUUUAAUACAAACAGCCCACACACAAACGCAGUUCCUCAAACACUCCACUGACAAUCAACAUACACACGCAUGACCAAACAAGCAGCCUCUCACAUGCAGCCCCACACAUAUACAGACCACCAAACACACAAUAUGACAAUCAACCACACACAAUUUCACAAGCAGCCCCCAUACACAGCCCACAUUCAUAUGUAUCAAACGCAAUACCACAAACUACUUAUGAAUAUAUAUAGUAGAACAGCCCACAUAUGCACAUAUAUAACCCUACAAAGUAACUGCAGCACACCUAAAUACCACAAGCACAAUACGGUAACAUACACACUGCGGUCAAAAAAAUAAAAUAGGACUAGCACACCAAAGGACUUCAAGAUCUUAUUUUGGCACAGUACUACUAAAAUUCUGCUUACCCCAUGUCAAUUCUGUUAGUCUGACCCAUUGAAACCCUAACCUGGUGUAGGCGUUAUUCGGUACACCAGAUUUUGUGGACUACAUUUCUUAUAAUGUUCUUACAGCCAUAAUGCUGGCAAAGCAUCAGGGGAGAUGUAGUCCAUAAUAUCGAACGUGCUCAAGGUUGCCUACACCUGUGUGUAACAUGAUGUAGACUGUCCUUCUGAUUAGGUGGGUGAUAUAGAGUUGCUGAAGGCAAAUCAUUGAUAUAGGCUUUGCUUGUAUUUCUUCUAAGUCUGUGAAAAUGGCAUGUAUUGUCAUUGAGUCCAAAGGAGUUAAUGCUUCUUGACAAAACCAAUGUUAUCAUUAAAGGGUCACUCAAAGCUGACCCUGUAGUAGUUAUGGUGACAGGAGCACCCCACUCCCCUCCAAUGGAAGUAGUCAAACCAUUUAGUAAUGGUUUGACUUUUUUUUACCAGGGGUCUGCUGGGUGGUUUCCCACCUACUAUCAUGCCAAAGUAAGAGUAUUUGGCUGCUGCCUUAAGCUCCCAUAAGCUCUCCUGGUCGAACUCUGUAGGGCAGUGCCACCUCAUUGACUGCAACGCCAGUCUUCGCACAGAGCUGAGAGUUUCCAGCUGAGAGGAGAAAGGGAGCAGAGACUCCCAGGUAAUGGGACCGUAGGUGUAAGGGGUCAAACAAUUACUAAACAGUUUGACUACUUGUAUUUGAGAUAGCACUAUGGCAUUCCUUGCACUAUAAUAACUACAGACCAUUGUAGUGGUUAUGGUGUUUGGAGUGUACUUCAAUAGACUUUCUUGGCAUUACUAUACAGUCAAUUUAUGUAUCUGCGUAUAAAGCUCUAACCUUUCCAUCAAAGUAUUUAAAUGAACACUCCACACAUUUAAAGCACUUCAGCUUUCUGCAGUGCUUUGUCAGUAUAUGCUCAUUUUAAUAGCAGUUUGCAAAAGUGCAGAAUUCUAUUUGAAAGCAGCACUUGUAUAAAAAAAAAUUUAAAAAAAAUUUAAAAAAUUCAGAAACGCCUACUUGGCUGUCACAGGGCUAAUUUUACUUCUGUAUCACUGGCUGGUCCCUGCAUUCUGUGGCUUGCCGCGCACAUGGUUUUAAAUCAGUCUUUUCAGUGAACAGCCUUUGGUCAUUUCCCCGGCACUGACUAAAAGUCUGGCCUGGGGAAAUGGGGAAGAACUUGCAAAGGCUCCAGACCAAAGACCCUCAAUAAAAAAUGCAUACUUACAUACAUGUUUCAUUGGAGGUAUAUCUACAAAGAGUGAUUUUAUUUUUUUUCCCGACAGCGGAGUUUCCCUUUAAAUUAUUGCCUGGCAUUAAAUUCAAUAAGCUUUCCAGACAAACCAGACAGAAAAAAAUGUUUGUUUUUUUCUACAGGAACCAGGAAAUAUAGUGGUUGUCAGUCAGCCAUUGCUCUUCCAUUGUUUUAAGUGGAAGUGCAGGGCAUAUGCUGAUCACAGAUUUAUGGGAUAUGUAGUUUUGUGAACAAUGUGAAUACAAACUACUUUUGGAACAAGUAUCUGCAGGCUGGAUUUUGUUAGCUUGCACAGUUUUUAUUUCUUAUUGAUAAUGCUACUCACGGCUACAGUUCACACACUCUCACAGAGGGCUGUAAGAGAACCCAUUCAAGUUACUUAAAAUAAUUUCUACAGUGCCAAAAUAUUCUGCAACACCGUACAAUAGGUAAAACAGGAUGAUUACUUGGUACAUAGGAUGUUUGAGUUUGACGUUCUCAUUUAGUGCAUGUAGAAACUGAAUGCAAUCAACAUAUAAGACGUACAACCAGGGCACCACGGCCCUGCUGCCUUUACAUAGUAGGGCAUGGCGGCACACCUGCUGUGAUUCUUUAUACAAGGAUCAGGAUGAUGGAAGACAGAGAAACUCCUUGCACUAUAACCUAUAUACAGAGCAUAAAACAGACUUUGAUAAAUCCAUGGAGACACAGAAAUUAACCAGGAGCUUGUGAAUUACCAAUACAAAGUGUAAAGUCCUUUGAUUAACCCUCAGUUUUGAUCCAACUGCCUGCAGCCGUAUUUUGGGUUGAGUUUAGUGGUAUAGAUACUUUAUCCAUUAUGUUUUAUUAACUAUGAUAAAGUUGGGGUGCCACGGUGCAGGUGACCCCAUUGGGCUGCCGUGACAACGAAAACCCGAGUGCAUCUGCAGCCUCUUCUCCUUACUCUGGUUCCAUUUCCCCCUCAACACGCGACAGAAGACACGUUCAAAAUACCUCACAGAUAGGAUAACCGACGCACAUCACGGGACCCCCUGAAAGACGAGGAAAACCUGAGUCAGGGGACAUGGACUGCACAAAUUAAAGUUCAGGCAAAACACACCUAACACAACACAACCCAACCAACAACUAAUAGAUAGAUAGAUAAAACGAGCAAAACCCAGAGCGACACUGGGACACUCACCCCAAGAACGGGGGGGGGGGGAAUAACAGGAUAGUAAGAGACCCAACCCAUACAGACUUGAGGCAAGCGGCAAUGGGCCUGAGACAACUAGGGGGUAGGGCCGGUCACGGCAACACAAACAAAAUCCGGGAGAGAUGAGACCCCCGCCAAACAGAGGAUAACUGACCACCACACACAAGCAGUGGAUGGGAGAGAGAGGGGGGGAGGUAAGGGAGCACACAUUUGGGAUAGCACAACCCAUAUCCUAGUAAACAUAGGGGACCGCUAAGAUAACAAGGGAGGGAAACACAAACGGUAGGGACGAGCCUGUAACGACCCAGUGAUCCAUGGUCAACAUGAAACUACCACCAAAGGCCAAACACGGCACUUCGGUGGUCCGCACUCAAAGAUUAGACCCACGCCCAUAUCCGACACACAAGCCCAGAAGAUAAACCGGCCGCAAUCAAACGGCAAGCCAAAGCCCCCACACUGUGAAGCCAUCUGCAGUUACGUGCCCUAAAACCAACUAUUGAGCUACAAGACAGGGAACCGUAACCAAAACGCACGAGUCAGGAUAGCAAGAGACGAAAAACUAUAGGCGGCCCACAACAAAGAGCAAAACGCAUACAACAGAAGCCCUGAACGACGUAAACACAUGGGUGAAGGGUCCUGGGUCCGUAACAACCUGUCCAAGGGAGGAGGUGGGGGGAGAUGGAGGGAGAGGGCUGUUACAAUGUUAAUAUACGAUUAUUGGGGGCGUGUAGCCUAAUUAUAACUCACUGUUAACUGUAUUUUUGCUUUGUUAUGAAAAGACAACCUGGAAAUCAAAUAAAGAUUGGAUUGUCAAAAAAUAACUAUGAUAAAGUUAGGUUGAUUAUAAGAUCGUAAGGUAUUGCCAUGUAUAAAAAUAGGCAUUAAUUCUCAGGAUGAAAAUAUAGUUUUGCUUCUUUAUAAAUUAAAGGGACACUCCAGGCACCCAGACCACAUCUGCCCAUUGGAGUGGUCUGGGUGCCAACUCCCACUACUCUUAACCCUGCAAGUUUAAUUAUUGUAGUUUUUUUUUUUUUAAACUGCAAUAAUUACCUUGCAGGGUUAACUCCACCUCUAGUGGCUGUCUACUAGAUAGCCACUAGAGGGCACUGCCUGCAUCAUAGCACAGAAAACCUGUGCUAGAGCGUUGCUGGACGUCCUCACGCUGUGUGAGGAUCUCCAGCGUCACUCAAUUCCCCAUAGGAAAGCAUUCCCCUAUGGGGAGCUCUAAUGCUGCCGCGCAUGCACAUUAGGUCUCCCCGGCCGGUGGGUGGGAUCAGUUUUGCCCACUGGCCGACGUAAUACGGAGGAGGAGCGGCGGCGGAGGAAGAAGCAGCGACGUGGGAUAUGUUGCUGCCUCUGGUAAGUUACUGAAGGGGUUUUCACCCCUUCAGCAACCAGGGAUUGGGGGAUGGGAGGGAGAGGGGACCUGCAGUGCCAGGAAAACGGAUUGUUUUCCUGGCACUGGAGCUUCCCUUUAAUGGUAAGACCACACCUUGAAAAUGCUGUGCAAUUUUGGGUACCUGUUCUAAAUCAGGAUAUUAUGACACUAGAAAAAGUGCCAUAAUAAAAGGAAUGGAAUAUUUUAGUUAUGAAGAAAGGUAAACUAAUUUAAACUUGUUUAGUUUGGAAAAAUGGUGACUCAGAGGGAAAUGAUAAAAUUAUACAAAUAUAUACAAACCAUUGGCUGGAACCUUAUUUAUAAACAGGACUAGACAUAGAAUACAAGGUCACUCAUUUAGACUUGGAAACAUGAGAUUUAGUCUAAGGCAAAGGAAAGGGUUUUUUUUACAGCAAGAACAAGGGUGUGGAAUUCUCUGCCUGAAGAGGUGGUUUUAUUCGAGUCUGUACAGAUGUUUAAACUGCAACUGGAUAAAAAACAUAAUAUGCAGGGAUAUCGUUUCUAAUUAGUGGGUCAUAGCUUCUUGAUCCAAGGCGAAAUCUGACUGGCAUUCUGGGGUAAAGAAGGAUUUGUUUCCUAGUUUGAUGCAAAAUUGGAAGCACUUCAAACUGAUGGUUUUUUGCAUUCUUUUUGAUCAACAGAAAAAACACGUGUGUCUAAACUUGACAAACACGUCUCUUUUCAGCCUAUGUAACUUUUGCAUGGCACUGCAGAUGUUAAAGUAGUUUACAUGCUUUGCAUGGUAGGACAUGUAAGUUUAAAAAUACACUAGUGAGAAUUUAAAAAGUAACUUAAAAGAAAAUGACACAGACAAGCUAUAGGGAACCACUAUGAGCUUGUACACAAAUCUCACUAGUGACCAUUCUACGUGUAGGUUUGUGUGUGAAUAAAUUAGUUUUUCUUUUAUUUGUUACACCAAAUCGCUUCUUUUUGCACUAUAUGUAACAUUCCAUGCACCGCUUUUAGAACUCCAGGCACCGCUUUUAAUCCAGAGAGCCCUUCCUUAUCUAUUAUCCAAAUAUUCUGGCUUCAGUCUGUAGGCAAACUAAAAAUAGCAUUCAAAGACUUACUUCAGCCAAGUCAUGGUACUUAUCACCACAGCUCGAGAGUCCUUUUAUAUUCAUCUUCUAGAAGAAUAAAGGAGCUUUGUGACAUUUUAGACGUAUUCUAAUAUAUUCCAGUAAUGGCUAACCUUUGGCACUGCAGAUGUUCUGGAAUACUUUUCCCAUGAUGCUCUGCCAGCUAUUGGGAUGAAACGAACAUGAUUUAUACAAAUAGUUCUACUUUUAGAUUUAUUUAUUUAUUUUUUGCUAAAUUUCGGCCAGAUUAGCCCAGUUUGGAAAACAGAUGGAUUUCAAUUCAUCUGUCUUGGAUCACGCUUUGGAAUUCUUGCUUCAGUUUACUACAAUUUAUAGAUAAAUCCCUAAAUAUAAAUGUGUAGCAUAGUAUAUUAUAUUAUAUUGUGGAGUUAUUUGCUAAACUGGGAAUUGCAACUUUUAAACCCCAAUAAAAAAUAAAUUUGAAAACGUAUCCAUUUCCUUUAUCAGUUCUUCUAAAUUUAGUGAGAAACUAAUCACUACAUUCUUGUCUAGAUCCUCGGUAGAUAGUUUCCAUCCCCCCAAUUCAUAGAUCAUUCCAUUUUGAUGUUGCAUGCUGACACAGAGUGCUGUUCUGCUGUUGCCUGGAUACAUUACAUUCACAGUGAUAACAGAGGCUGGGUUGCUUGCCUGCUCUCAGACCAGCCAGUUGGGGCAUGUCACAGCAUCGCAUAUAGAGUUAUUGCAAUAGAUUCCAGUUUACAAAGUUCACAAAGGCUUAUGGAUAUAUCCACUAGGAUCCAUAAGAGUUUCUGUAAAAUAGAGCAGUGGGACAAGCAGUUGUUUUACUCCCAAGUCUGUACCAGUUCCUGGGAGUUUAAGGUACGGAGAUAUCCUAACUGUCACGUAAAGGAGACACGCAAAAUAACUUUCCUUUUCCUUUCUUAUUAAAAAAGAAUAAACAAAAAAAAUGAAAAUCCAUAUUUCAUAUGGGAAAAACUGUGUCCUAUCGAUUUUUAUUUUCUUAUAGUAUGGAAUUUUACACUGUAUACAGAAUUUGGUUAAACAUUUAGGCAUACCAUGUCUCCAUCACAAUUUUAUCCAUGCAUCGAUCUGAAAAAACAAGUCUUUAAAAGUUUGAGUAGUAGAGUUGAUCCUAAAAUUGUAUAGUGCGUUGGGCUUAAUGCUGGUUUAAUCAUUACUUAUACAAGUGUAAAGAAUCUAACGAUGAUCACAAUAUUGUGCUCAUAUGGACACGUGCAGGAAAUGUACUAGCGAUGCUCUGUUCUUCACUCCUUAUCAUAGUUUGUCAUUAGAGAUAACCAAAAGGCUUUUCUUACAUACCAGCAUUACUGUGCAGAGCUUCCACUUUUUAGCGGAGUUUAUGGCAGAGUUUAGUCUUUCUGCAUUCUAGGGCAAUUUACAAUAUUGUCCGCUUCCCUUUCUGUAUCUCAUACACAUCAAUGCUUCAGUCUUCCUAGCCAUAUAUGGAGGCCAACGGCUACUUCAUACACCUUCCCUUUUUGGGAAAGCAGUCUAGACCCUACCUUAUUUCCAUUUUUUUUCUGUUUUAGAAAGAUCACUGUCCAAGCAACAAUUAGCGAUUAAUAUUAUUUGUUACUUACAGAAGAGGUGACUUAUCGGUGAGACUUAACAGAAAAAUAAAUACUCUAGACUGAAACUCAAUUUCUACUGAGGGAACCAGUAAAAUUGUAUAUGCUGCAUUGUAGAGUAAUGUAUUUUUAUUUUAUUUUUUUAUCUAAUUCAACUUUAGUAGAGAAAUAAUUGGUAUAUUACAAAUAACAUUUAAAACUUAGUAUAUGUAUCCUGAUUUUUUAUUUUUUUAUUUUUUUUUAAGCAACGGGUUGAAAUCCACAAACUUUGCCAGGGGGAAAACCUAAUUCUUGGUUUCAGCAUCGGAGGUGGCAUUGACCAAGAUCCUGCCCAGAACCCGUUUUCAGAGGACAAGACAGAUAAGGUGUGACCUCUUGUGAAAUGGACAUUCUGGGGGUAACAUAGGGAUGUUCUAUAUUAAAAGAAAUAAUAUUUUCAGAAUAGAAAGUGAUCAUAAUUAUAACAAUUCAAGCAUUUAGAAGACUGAUAUUAGACUGGGAUGUGAUUCACUGGUUAUUAAAGAUCUGGAAUGAUUUGUUAUAUCUGUUCAUUAAGGUUAAACUAUAAACCUGCUUGAGAUGAAUGUUUAAUAAUUUACCUUGUAUUGCAGGGCAUCUAUGUCACAAGAGUAAGCGAAGGAGGACCUGCAGAGGUGGCUGGACUUCAAAUGGGGGACAAAAUAAUGCAGGUAAUGCGUAGACCUCACUACAGACCUAGUGGAUAGAAAAUGAAAUCUAAAAAUAAAAACGUGCAACUGCUUCUGCUAAUGUCAUGCUACCAGUGCUCCUAAGUCAAGCAUGUCAAACUCACGCUAGCACGGGCCAAAUAAAAAGGUUUAAGUUUAUGUGGCCGCAAAAAAACCCCUUAAUCUUCUGAGAAAUGUAGGUUUAUUUUGAAAAAUACGAUAUAUAAAAAAAGCACCCUCCUCUACUAAAUCCCAGCAUCCCCCUCUACUAAAUCUCAGUCCCCCCUCUACUAAAUCUCAGUCCCCCCCCCACCUCUGCUAAAUCUCAGUCCCCCCACCUCUGCUAAAUCUCAGUCCCCCCCUCUAAAUCUCUCAGUCUCCCCCACCUCUGCUAAAUCUCAGUCCCCCCCUCUCUAAAUCUCUCAGUCCGUCCCCCCCUCUGCUAAAUCUCAGUCCGUCCCCCCCUCUCUGCUAAAUCUCAGUCCCCCCUCAGUCCGUCCCCCUCUCAGGUCCCCCCCUCUGCUAAAUCUCAGUCCGUCCCCCUCUGUCAAAUCUCUCUUUCAUCUGCUUCGUAAUCUCAGUCCCCCCCUGCUAAUCUCAGUCCAGUCCGUCCCCUCUGCUAAAUCUCAGUCCGCCCCCCUCUGCUCAUCUCAGUCCGUCCCCUCUGCUAAAUCUCAGUCCCCCCCUCUGCUAAAUCUCAGUCCGCCCUCUGCAGUCCGCCCCUCAGCAAUCUCUCCGCCCCUCUUCAAAUCUCUCAGUCCGCCCCUCUGCUAGUGCAACUCCUGCUGUAAAUCUCUCAGUCCGUCUCCCUCUGCUAAAUCUCAGUCCGCCCCUCUGCUAAAUCUCUCCGCUGGUCCCCAGUCCGCCCCCUCCCCCUAAAUCUCAGUCGCCCCUCUGCGCCCCCUCUCAGCAGUCCCCUCUGCAAUCUCAGUCCGUCCCCCUCUGCAAUCUCAGUCCUGCCCCUCUGCUAAAUCUCUCAGUCCGUCCCUCUGCUAAAUCUCAGUCCGUCUCGCCCCCUCUGAAAUCUCAGUCCGUCCCCCUCUGUGCGGUCAGUCCCCUCAGUGCCCCUCUCUAAUACUCAGUCCGCCCCUCUCUCUAGUCCCCCUCUCAAUCUGCCAUCUGUGCCGCCCUCUCGCGUAAAUCUGCCGCCGCCCCUCUCCGAAAUCUGCAUUCGCCGCCCCUUCUGCGAAUCUCGUCGCCGCCCCUCUGCGUAAAUCUGUCGUCCGCCCUCCGUAAAUCUCCGCGCCCUCUGUAAAUUCGUCGCCGCCCCUCUCUGUAAAUCUACCGCCGCCCUCUCUGGUAAAUCUGUCGCCGCCCCUCUAGCCCCCCCUCUCUAAAAAUAUCUUCGCCGCCCCUCUCUCUCUCUGGCGUAAAUUCGUGUCGCCGUAAAUUCUCCCCUCUAAAUCUGUCGCCGUAGUCGCCGCCCUCUUUCUCUGUAAAUUUCGUCCCGCUCUCCUCUCGUCGCCGAGUCGUCACGCUCCUCUCUCUGAAUCUGUCGUCGCCCCUCUCUCUGCCCCCUCCCCCUUUCUACGAAACCCCUGCCCCUGUUUAAAAACAAGGAAAAAAAUUAAUAUCAACCAACAAGCAGACUCCACUCACAUUGCCGCUGCCCGUAUCCAACUCUGGAGUUCCCCCAAUGGCGCCGUCCGAACCCUGUGCCAAAGCGGAUUCUUCCACUACUCCUUGAAACCCUGUGAAGGCAGAGCAGAAUGUGUCCAGCCGCGGCCAUCGCAACACUGACUGACCCACACACUCAUUCAGACACCCUCACUGACACAAGCAGACUCACUCAAUGACAGACACACACACACACACACACAAAAUUAGCCCUAACCCGUAAAUUAGGCCAUCUCUGCUCUGCAUUUCUGAAUAUGAUGCAGUGUGCUCUGGAAUAACAAACCUAUUUCUCAACUUUAUUAUGAAAUGGGAGAAACUAAAGCUAGAUAUAUAUACAGGGAUAUCUCCCCUUGCCACUGUAUAUUUGUGGACUGAACAUACUUCCUUACCCAAUCCAUUUAUAGUAGUUAUGCUUGUUUUUUUUUGUUGUUUUCUUCUUGAAUAUCGGUUGUUUGGAUAUAAUAAGGGCACCAUGCUAUUCGAGAUUUGAUAAAAGACCUACCAUCUUUAGCCUACUUAAACGUGUAAUUAAGAAUUAGGAUGGUUUAUCGGUUUGCUAAUUUUUAUUUUUUUCUUCUUUCAGGUAAAUGGAUGGGACAUGACUAUGGUGACACAUGACCAAGCUCGAAAACGACUGACCAAGAAAAAUGAGGAAGUUGUCAGACUCCUCGUGACAAGGAAGUCUUUGCAAGAGGCAGUGAGACACUCCAUGAGACAGUGAGGAUCUUGCUUGACAACCUGAGCCAACCUAAAUCUCACACUAUGACACCACUUUACCUAAAGGAAGACCUUCAAAGACCUGAAAUAUUUGAGAAGUUAAGCAAACUUGCCAUGCAUUUUGUGUUGAGCCUGAUUUGCGAUGAGAUCAACCAAACUUGCUGACUUCCAAACCUGAGAGUGGGCAACAGCCUUCCUCUUACUGCUGUUGGCCUACAUUUCCAAAUAUAUCUUAACCUAAAGUAAGGCUUGCCAUUUGUGUUGCCUGGAUAGCCUUGUUUCAAAGCAUGAUAUUCCUGGCUGCUGAAGAAUUUCAAAGGGCAGUCUAUUUUUGUUUUUUUCUGCACACACUAAUUACUCUAAAACCGCUUUGUCACUUUGGUCUCAUAUUAACAAGGCUUAACAUUUCAGUUAAAAGCAACAAUGUUUGUCCGCAUUGCCCUGUUUAGUAAAUUUAGAUAUUUUGGAUAUAUAGUGAAAUAAGGCUUCCUUUGUGAGAUGGAUUGCUGUAUUUCUGGUGGUCCUUUGUUAUAUUUAUAUAUGUAUUUUGCUAAGACCCAACAUAUAUAUUUGCAUAACAAUCAAAGUGUGAAUGAUAGUCUUGGCACCAGUGGUUAUUUCCAUAAAUAGAAGUGAGCGAGGUUAGUUUUAAUAAACAAUCAGUAAUUUCAACUAUGAAAGCAGCGCCACUUUUAAGAUUUUAUUAGAAUCAUUAUAAAUUGUUAACUUUGGCAUAAAUUGAUGUUGUCAUGAAUAGAUCUGGGAAUAUUUUUAGUAUAUUUGGGAUAUGGUAAAUUGCAAAACCAAUGCCUUUUUCAUUGUUCAGUUACACAGGUCAUUUUUUUUUUUUUUGCUAUCAGAGAGCACAUUCAUGGCUCCCCAGAGUAAAACAAAAAAAAGUGAUGUGUCCGUAGCAUUGAGCAACAGACCAAAGACAGACUGCAGCAUAAAAAAAACACUACAGCAGAGUUUGUAAAAAUAUAUACUUCUCAAAACAUAAAAAAAAAGACAACAUGGGGGGGGUGGGGGGGGGUCUUGUUUCGAAGACCUGCAACUUUAGUUUGUAAAUCAGUCCUAAAGGUCCAAAGUGCUGAUGGUUCUGGGCUGAGAGUCCAGCUUGUGAGAGAGACCCUGUCUCAGGAACUGGGGACCUGACAAAGGGAAUGCUUACUUUGCAUGGAAAUCUAUGAAUUGGCAGAGCAUAUUCACAGUAUUAGACCACUUGUACUUUUAGUGGCUCCCUCUGCUCAUUCAUUAUUGAUCGAAAGAUUAUUUAUAAAAUCUAAGCAAAUUCCAAGAUUUAGUCCAUGUAAUCCAUGGAAUGUUAAAUAGUUAUACCACUAUUUUUCCAUCAGAUAAUCUUUUUUGGCUUUUUACAAUCUAUACCGUGAAAGAUGUUGGGGUUUAUUCUAUAAAUACCUCAUUGUAGUAAAGUGAAACCUUUUUAGCUCACGAGAUCUAUAUCUAACUUGCGAACAAAGCAGGCAAUCCGUGUAUUUUCUUGAAACCUAGCCAAAACAUCCUCUAUUGUGACCUAAAUAUUACAAUUUGGUUCUAUCUACUAUUCUUUUCAGUAAAUUAUUUACUUAAGGGGACACUCCACUUAAAAUCACUGAUUAGUAAAUAUACCCCAAUGAAAACAUGCAUUCAUCUUCGCAAGGCAGGUGCUCUAAGCAACUGCCUUUCUCUUGUGUUUAGCUCCACUGAGCUAAAUUACCAGGAAGUAACAUGACUAGUCUGACAGCCAGGGGAGUGUAGGUAUUUUUUAUUUUUAAUGGACCAAAUAUAUGGGAGAAUGUAAAAUGGUUGCUAGGCUAAAUGCUAAUUGAGUCCCUUUCUGCUCUACAGGCCUGUGUUGUAUUUCUGCAGACACUAAUUUCAAAAGGUAUAUAAGUAACCUGAUUGUAUUUUUUUUUUUUGUAUCCUUACAAUUUUUCUCUUGUGACUUGUAAAUAUUAACAACCAAAACGUCACUGCGGGCGUGUGUAGCUUGAUGGGCGAGCUUUGUAUUGUGAAUGUUUUUGUAACAAACUGUAAGUGCCUACUUGUAACACUGUAUGUGCACUACAACUUAGAUGUUCCUGAUACAAUCAGAUUGUGCUAAAUCCUUUUCAUUGAAUGCUUUGUGGACCUUGCCGAUUGUGCAUCGGAUGUUUUUAAUACUGAAAAUAGAUUGUGCCAGCCAGCAUGCUGUGACGAUACAGCACAGCUGCUAUAAGACCUGUAUAUGUAUACAGAUUUGAAGAGGUGGUGUUUAUUUUUCAUACCUUCUGCUACUUGGUCCAACCAAUAUGGAAAGCCCUGUGUUUUGUAUUUUUAUAAGAACUAAACCAGUUUUAUUUUGUUCUAAAUCUGUCAAUUUGCUGGGUUCUACUGGAUUUCAACUGUAAAAAUAUAUGUAUAUUUUCUCCUAAUUUGCAUAUGCAUGUGAGCGAAUUACUUUCUCAUUCUUCUAGUUACUUGUUUUUUGGAGGGGAGGUGGGGGUCCCUCUUUGUUGCUGGUAAAACAAAACAAAAUCUGCAAACCGAUCCUGAUCUCUGUUUGCUUUGGUAUGACUUUUUUAAUGAAGGUUGGCCAAAGAAACUACAGCUCAUCAUCCAUAGUCUGGUAUGCUGGGAGUAGCUGUCCCAAAAACUGUGAAUCUGUUUCUCGUGUCUGAUGUAGAGGUCGAUCAGACAGAUCCAUGGAGCUCUCUGCUGCUGGAUUAAUCAGUGGUAUAACUAAAAUGCUUUGAUUAUCUGUGAUGGCAUAGCUUGUGCUGCAAUUUAUGCUUAAAGUGUUACUCUAACCACAAUGACCACUUCUGUUUAUUUAGAAAUGGUGAUGGGAAUCUGUAUGUGCAGCGUUUCUGAUAUUUGCACUGGGGGCUAGUUGCAUCCUGGGCACAUGUGACGUAGGCAGCCUGGAAAAUUCACAUCAGUCGUCAACGUACUGGCAACAGAUUUCAGUUAUUCCUUUGCAGACAGUGUUCAUUCAUAUAUUUUUUUAAAUCCCCUUCCUUGUCCAACCUUUCCUUCCCCUGCCUGACAUAAAUCAGGCAUUUGAUAGGACAACUAUUGCGCACUUGAUCAAACAGCGAUCACACACAGCAGACAUCAGACAGGGCAUGUUAGGCAGCGCUGGUUUCCAUAUAAGUUUAACUUUUUAAAUUCAGGUCUAUAAGUGGUGCGGGGGGUGGGGAGGGCUUAGUAAUAAUGACCAGUAGGGUAUUAUAAGCUAAAAAUGAAAUAGUCAUGCUAACCACUCUUCUGUACAUUUCACAAAUUGUUUCUUUUCUGUCUUUGUACAGAUGGAUUGUUUUGUCACAUUAUUUAACUUCUUUAAACUUUCCUCUAGAGCUGUGAUGGUGUAUCUUGUCAUGUGACAGAUGUUUGUGAAAUACAUUUCCCUUGAAUCUCUGCCAUCCUUCAGUGGCAAGGUUGUAGCCAUAACUAAAGUCUGUGAAGUAGUGUUUGUGAAAGCUACUUUUUACAGAUGAUACAUUUUGCACUCUAAUGCUUUAAUUCACCAAUAAUCACUUGAUUUAUUCACUUUCACUUGUGUUUUGUUACUAUGUAUCCUGAUUUGAUUGCAUGCAAGCAAUAGUGUAUUUUAAUCCUGUGUUAUACUAUAUACAACUGGCAGUUUGUUUUUUGUGCGCCUGAGCGAAAUCCUAUUGAUAGCAUUGUAAUGACCAGUAAUAUCUGCUGGUGGUUGGAGGUGGCUUUGAUUUCCUUUUAACUCUUUCUAUAUGGAAGAACACAGAUUAACUGAAAGCCAUUCUUUCCCUUCUUAUUUCUCUCAACCGAUCCCCGAGGCACACAAACGGUCCAGGAUGUAGGUAUUUCUCAUGUUUGUUCCAUUGGGCAUACUAGCAUAACCCAGACUAUAAGUGUGCCCUGAGGCAUGGGUUGGAAACCACUGUUAUAAAAAAAUACGUGAAGACUCAGUUAAUUUGGAUGCCUUACAGCAGUUAUUUUGUAUUUCAACUUCCUCUGAGAGGAAAAGAGUUAGAACUGUCAAUAACAGAAUUUAUGCAAUUGGCACCAACAUGAAUCAGAAGGCUCCAAAAGCUUCUAUUUUACAAUGUUUAUUUUGGUAGGGAACUGUCAGAAAUGAACAGGGAACAUACAGAAGGUAACUAUUUAUUUAAAUUUGGAUGUUUCGUUUCCUUUCUGCCACUGUGUUAGUUUAGCGACAGGUGUGAGAAUAUCUACGAUGUAAUUAAGAUUAGGGGUUUAGUCAAUAAACUGGAAGUUAUGAGAAAUUAACAAGGGAAUUGCAAAAAAAAAAUUUAAUUUUAAAAAUAAAAGAUGGGGGAAAAUUUUCUAUAUGUAUGUUUCACACAUCCGCUGACACGCCAAGACUAAAUACUGGGUACUGUUUGUAAACUGAGCUCAAUCACGUAUGUAUUAUUCAAUUGAAAAGGGCACAAGACAGUUAAAAACCAUGCUAGUUCUUGUAUUUGUCUUCAGGAAAGAAUAGUUGUAGUGUAUCUUUAAUAGUCUUAGUCCUGCUAUAUUUUGAUGCCUAUUUACAUCCAGAUGUAAGAAGGGAAUAACUAAUGAGACUGCUUGCUGCAAGUCUAAGUGCCUCCUGUGGAAUAUUGGUAAUUUUGCUUGUGGAUGUGGCCAUAUACAAUAAAAAAAAAAAAAAAAAAAUGAUCAACUUUGGCACUCCAACUUUUCUGGACUACAUUUCCCUUGAUGACUCGCCAGCCAUAAGGCAAGUCAUUACAUGUUUAUAGAGUUUUGAGAGCUGUAAAUUUAGAUUCUCUGGUUGCUGUUAAAGAACGGAUAGGUUACAGCGCCCUCUAGCAGUUGCAGGUCCAAUAUCCAUAGUGGGCAUUGCAGCCAACACACAGGCUUAGAUCGGUGCCUUGCUGUUCAAAUUUAAGAUGGCAGGUCUAGGGUAUUGGUUUAAAGUGGUGCUUUCUGUAAUCUGUUCACGCAGCACAAAUCUCACUGGAAGCAUGAAACCUCAAGUCACGAAGAUAGCGCUGUGGCUUUCUGUCCAAGAUUUCUGUUCUGGGUGCCAAAUAUUUUUAAACCUUUUUGUAAAUUAUUGGGGAAAAUCUUUGUUAAACUGUUUUUCAAUGUGUUUAUGCUGAUUAAAGAUCUGCUCUUGCUUGUAAAUAUGUUUGUUCUCUUCAUUUUAUUGGUAAAUCUAAUGUACAUUC